This is a messenger RNA of Tremella mesenterica DSM 1558, 1041 nucleotides long. RefSeq lists its product as uncharacterized. The record is from RefSeq and is a predicted model, not a curated record. The transcript has 3 exons. Bases 1 to 1041 code for a protein of 346 amino acids. NCBI's taxonomy places the organism in Eukaryota, Fungi, Basidiomycota, Tremellomycetes, Tremellales, Tremellaceae.
AUGACCACUAGAACAAUCUAUCCAAGAGAAACCAUACAUUCCUGUGUAUAUUUCUUCCAUCAAAUAGCUAAUGCUGCCGAUACUUAUGACAUGCCUGUUGAUGACUCCAUCAACAAUCUCAGAUUAAACAAAUCAAACCUUCUUGAUCCUUAUGAAUAUCUUCCUACUCAAUCGACUGAGAAAUGGGAUAUCACUAUAAGAUCUAUGGAGGAUAUCUGUAAUUGGUUGCAACGUCAAGUUUCAGUAGACGAAUAUCAAUCUAGAAAUUCGUUCAUUGGACAUUUUAAUUACCAGACGAAUCAAAGGAGAGAAGCUCAUAAAUACGGUAAUGAUCUAAUUGUUGGUCUUACGGUAAUAGAAUUAGCACGUGUUUUAGAAAAGAUAAGAGGAAAUUCUGAAAACCCUAUAUUGACUCAAGAUACUGAAUACAUUACGACUAUAUCUAUGGCGGUUAUUCUCUCUAGACUCGCUUGCAUACCUAAACCUAGUGGAUCUGUCACUCAGAUCUGGGAAAUAACAAAUGGUAAAGUGAUUCAUAAAAUGUUGAUUAAUAACGCUCAUAUUAUUUCAGAUGUCCAUGACUAUUGGUCUCCGAAUCUAGAAACAGAAGAUGAUAAGAAAAGAGAUAGAGUUGGUAUAUUCGUCGAAGCGGUUUUACGCCCGUUUCUACCAGAUCAAAGAUGGGAUAAUACUUCUUUGACUCGGACAGCUCUUGAAGCAUCAAGGACACUAAAUGCUAGAGUCAAUGAUCUAACCCCUCAACCUCAUGGUCUUUCGAACAAUCAAUCACCUCAUUCUAUAUCACCUCAUUUGGCUCACCAGAGGGGCAAUCAAGACAAUGAUCACGGUGCAGGAUCUGUCGGUCUUGUCCGCACACCACGUCAUAUUGGAACUCCAAAAACACAUCCUUAUACACAACGUUCUAGACCCAGCCCUCUCCGAAACAGUGUGGUUCCUGACAAUCAAUCAGAUGAACCUACACCAUCUUCAAGCGCAAACGCGUUGUCCACUGCAAGCAAUGCCUACCUUCACAGACAAUAG